UAGAAGAAGAAGAGAGAGACUCUAAAGAUACAAGAUUAACUCUUAUGGAAGAAGUUCUUUUGCUUGGACUCAAGGAUAAAGAAGGAUACACUUCCUUCUGGAAUGACUGUAUUAGUUCUGGACUAAGAGGAUGUAUUCUGAUAGAACUGGCAAUCCGAGGAAGGAUAGAGUUGGAACGAGCAGGAAUGAGGAGGAAGGGACUUUUAACCAGGAAAAUAAAUUUGAAGAACGCUGAUCCUUGUGGUGAUGUUCUACUAGACGAGGCUCUCAAACAUAUCAAGGAAACCAACCAGACAGAGACAGUUCAGACCUGGAUAGAGUAUCUUAGUGGGGAAACAUGGAACCCUCUGAAACUAAGGUACCAGCUGAAGAACGUUAGGGAGAGGUUGGCCAAGAACCUUGUCGAGAAAGGGGUUCUCACCACCGAGAAGCAGAACUUUCUUCUCUUUGACAUGACGACCCACCCCAUCACCGACAACCUCCAGAAGACGAGGUUGGUGAAGAAGGUUCAGGAGUCCGUCCUCAGUAAAUGGGUCAAUGAUCCUCACAGGAUGGAUAAAAGAACUCUAUCCUUGAUAUUUCUGGCGCACAGCUCUGAUGUUCUAGAAAACGCAUUUGCCCCCCUCAGUGAUGACGAUUAUGAUGUAGCAAUGAAACGAGUCAGGGACCUCCUUGAUCUUGAUAUAGAGGCGGAGUCUGCUAAGCAAGGAACCAAUGAACUGAUGUGGGCAGUCUUUGCAGCCUUCACCAAGUAGAUAUCCUCUACUCUCAUCACACAGUUCAACAUAUGGUUAUUAAAGAUCACAUUUUCAGACCAAAACAGCUGUUCCAAAUAUUUCAACUGUGCUAUUUAAAUCAGCUGUUCUGUUCAAAUCAGCUGUUCUGAAUAUUUCAGUUUUUCUGAUUAAAUCAUCUGUUUUGAUCAAAUCAGCUGUUCUGAUAAAAUCAGCUGUAUUGAUUAAAUCUGUUGUUCUGAUUAUAUCAGUUGUUCUGAUUAAAUCAGUUGUUCUGCUUAAAUCAGCUGUUCUGAUUAAAUCAGUUGUUCUGAUUAAAUCAGUUGUUCUACUUAAAUCAGCUGUUAUGAUUAAAUCAGCUGUUCUGAUUAAAUCAGUUGUUCUGAUUAAAUCAGUUGUUCUGAUUAAAUCAGUUGUUCUGAUUAAAUCAGUUGUUCUGCUUAAAUCAGUUGUUCUGCUUAAAUCAGCUGUUCUGAUUAAAUUAGCUGCUGUGGUUAAUUUAGAUGUCUGAUUAAUUCAGCUGUCCUGAUAAAAUCAGUUUUAUUUUGACAAAAUCAGCGAUGCUGUUUGGAUCAGUUAUCAUCAGAUGAACAAAUCAGACUUUUUAAACUAAGCUGUUUUUAAAACAAUAGCUGUUAUGUACAACUAAGCUGUUGUGUAUAAACCAACAUGACUAGUGAGUAGAGACUACCUGUUCUGCUGAUCGAUAUCCAUUAUUCAGUAGUGUACUUGAUAAACGCCUUUAUUCUGAAUUUGCACAAAAUUUAGGUUUUUUUAUGCAAAAAGUCAAAAACCUCCUCGAAAUUUAAUCAAUCCAAUCAUUCCUUUUUGCUGAAGUUUAUUCCCCAUAAAAUCCUUAAUUAAUUGCAUUUACAUUUUUCUUCAUGUUAACAGUUUCAAUAUUACCUUAAAAUUCUAGAUUUUCUUUAGUGAAAGGCUUAACCCGUGAUAUUUUGUAUUCAUCAUUUAUCAGCUCGGAACUUUAUGUUUUCACUUUGGAUAAACUUGUAUUUUUGACUUCAUAUAAAUAUUUGGUUUUGGGUUUUUAGUAUUUAACGCUUCAUAGAUACAAGCAAGGGUCCACAAACCUUUCAGUAAAAAAACACUGAGAAUUUUCAGCGGCAGCUUGUUUUUCUUUUAAUCGAAAAGGUGCAAAAAUGGUUUGUGGACUUCUAUAUCGCAGGAUUAUAUAUACUUAUACUGUUAAACGUACUUUGAGUACAUGUGAGGAAUGUGUAUCCAUAUAAUUAAACAUAGAAAAAUAGUAUGUAAUGCUUUUAAAAACUUUUUUUUGUAACGAUCCGAAAAAUUUUAGAUUUCAAGUUUUAUUUUCAAUAUGAUUUUUGAGACGAACAGAAAUUGCAUUUUCCAUCCAUCACAUUGUUUUGAGUGAAACGACAAAUAAUUAUAAAAACUAUUUAUCUGUUU
Eurytemora carolleeae is the source of this 2162-nucleotide messenger RNA. RefSeq names its product Golgi phosphoprotein 3 homolog sauron (gene sau). Lineage: Eukaryota; Metazoa; Arthropoda; Copepoda; Calanoida; Temoridae. Gene Ontology annotation, molecular function: phosphatidylinositol-4-phosphate binding. Gene Ontology annotation, cellular component: trans-Golgi network; cytosol; Golgi cisterna. Gene Ontology annotation, biological process: retrograde vesicle-mediated transport, Golgi to endoplasmic reticulum; Golgi to plasma membrane protein transport; Golgi vesicle budding. The coding region runs from base 45 to 755 and encodes 236 amino acids. The transcript has 9 exons. The record is from RefSeq and is a predicted model, not a curated record.